AUGCCGACCCUCCCGGGUGCCCUUUGGAUGGCACUUUGGGGACUGGCGCGCCUUUGGGCCGGGGCUCAAGCGGGCUGCUUAGAAGUGGGGCGGUGCUGCCCUGGGCGAGACCCCACCUGCUUCGGCCGGGGCUGGAGGCUGGACAGGGUCUAUGGGACGUGCUAUUGCGACCAAGCGUGUCGGCUCACUGGGGACUGCUGCUUUGACUACUCCAGGGCGUGCCCAGCUCGCCCAUGCAUUGUGGGAGAAUGGAGUCCCUGGAGCAGUUGUGCAGACCAGUGUAAACCUGCAACACGUGUGCGGAGACGUUAUGUGCAGCAGGAACCUCAGAAUGGUGGGGAGCCUUGCCCACAUCUUGAAGAGAAAGCUGGCUGUCUGGAAUACACAACUUCUCAUGGACAGGAUUGUUGGCAUUCAUAUGUUCCUGCUUUUAUCACUACCUCUGCAUACAACAAGGAGAGAAAAAGACAGGUGUUAUCUCCACAGUGGUCUGCAGACACAGGGGAUGCUGGAUAUUGUAUGGAGUUCAAGACAGAAUCCUUGACUCAUUACUGUGCUAUGGAAAAUCGUCCCCUGACCCGCUGGAUGCAGUACCUUCGAGAGGGUUAUACUGUUUGUGUAGAUUGCCAACCUCCAGCCAUGAAUACUGUGAAUCUACGUUGUUCUGGAGAUGGCCUGGAUUCUGAUGGAAAUCAAACUCUUCAUUGGCAAGCUAUUGGUAAUCCUCGAUGUCAAGGAACAUGGAAAAAAGUUCGGCGAGUGGACCAUUGCUCCUGUCCAGCUGUGCACAGUUUCAUUUUUAUUUAGAGCUUAAGCAAUUUUUUAAAAAAUUGUGAAUAUUUUUAAUAUCAUAAAGAACAUUUAACACAUUUCACAAUCUUAAAAAAUUAUCUGCUGUGUGUGCUAAACAUUUAAUUGUCAUGUUUUGAAGAAAAUAAAAGAAUAAAGAAGGGAAUUGUGGCAUAGAAUCCAGUCUCAAAAUGGUGACUAUCACACGUGACUGCUGUGGUUCGGUGGAGCUAAGGUCUGUCUAUACUAGGUCACUUCUAUGGGAUCUCCUCGGUGGGAAGUCUAUGAGACACACAUGAUGUACAUUUAUAUUGCAUUGAAGGUAUUAUCCCACAUCCAACAAGGGUAUUUACAUUUCAAGUCAUGUUAAAUUUUUUUUUCCAUGUCAAAAAUCUCCUUUGAGCUUCCUAAAUAGUUAGGAAUGUUUCCUACUGAGUAUUGGUCCUUAUUCUCAAAAACUUUUCAGACAGGUUAAAUUAUUUAAUCUUUCAUAAGCACUUUAUAACAUUUAUUGCUCUGUUAAAGUUUUUACUGGAGGAAGUAAAUGGAUACUAAUGUUUUUGGUAGACAAGAACAAUCCAACGUUAAAUUGAGGGUCAAAAGAAUUUACUUUUAAUAUUGAGUCAUGAAGGAAACUUAGGAGUGGAGUAAUUAUGUUGGUUAUAGAAUUUCACUUCCAUUAGCAUCCAAGAAACAUUUCAACUGUAAGAAUUAAGUGCCUCAAAAAAUAUCUCAGAACUCCCAUGGGGAGAGUUUUAAACCAUGGGACAUUGCUUAACGAUGUGACUGCUUUAUCUUUAAGAAAUUGAAAAAGAUCCUGUUUAAAAGUUGAAAUAAAAAUACUACUUUUGUUUCUUA
Vombatus ursinus (common wombat) is the source of this 1647-nucleotide messenger RNA. RefSeq names its product somatomedin-B and thrombospondin type-1 domain-containing protein-like. Bases 1 to 807 code for a protein of 268 amino acids. Lineage: Eukaryota; Metazoa; Chordata; Mammalia; Diprotodontia; Vombatidae. The record is from RefSeq and is a predicted model, not a curated record. The transcript has 5 exons.